This is a messenger RNA of Theobroma umbraticum, 1888 nucleotides long. RefSeq names its product cytochrome P450 714C2-like. Gene Ontology annotation, molecular function: oxidoreductase activity, acting on paired donors, with incorporation or reduction of molecular oxygen; iron ion binding; heme binding. Lineage: Eukaryota; Viridiplantae; Streptophyta; Magnoliopsida; Malvales; Malvaceae. The record is from RefSeq and is a predicted model, not a curated record.
CCCAGGAUAGAAAUCAUUUCGCAUUUUUUGGUGUGGGUGGCCUGGAGGGAAGAAAGUCUCACAGAAUAAUAAGAGUUUGGCCAUGGAGCUUGAGUUUUAUGUCAAGAUUUUUCUUGCUCUUGUGCUUCUUGCUUUCUUUGGAUUGUUUAUACGUCUGUAUAAUGGGUUGGUAGUGAAGCCAACCAAGCUUCGAGCAAGACUAGGCAGGCAAGGCAUCAAAGGACCGCCUCCAACUCUGCUGCUUGGAAACAUUCGAGAGAUUAAGAAGGCCCAAUCCAACGUUGUUAAGACUCCGAGCACGCAACCCCCUGCUACUCACAACUGCGCUGCACUUCUCUUUCCAUUCUUUGAGCAAUGGAGGAAACAGUAUGGUCAAGUAUUUGUGUUUUCUCUUGGUAACACUCAAAUCUUGUUUGUGAAUCAACCUGAUGCGGUGAGAGAGAUUACCACAUGCACGUCCUUAUCCUUGGGGAAGCCUUCCUAUCAGCACAAAGAGCGUGGUCCUUUGCUUGGUCAGGGCAUUUUAACUUCAAAUGGGACUGCAUGGGCUCAUCAGAGGAAAAUUCUUGCUCCUGAAUUAUACAUGGACAAGGUUAAGGGAAUGAUGAACCUAAUUAUUGAGUCGACAUUUACACUGCUCAACUCUUGGAAGAGCAGAAUAGAGGCCGAGGGUGGACUCGCUGACAUCAAAAUUGACGAGUACAUGAGAAGCUUCUCUGGAGAUGUCAUCUCAAGAGCCUGCUUCGGAAGCAAUUAUUCUAGAGGAGAAGAAAUCUUCUUGAAACUAAGAGCUCUCCAGGAGGCCAUGUCCAAGAAAAGUCUAUCCACUGGCGUGCCUGGAAUGAGGUAUCUUCCCACAAAAAGCAACAGAGAAGCUUGGGCACUAGAAAAAGAGGGUCGUGAUUUGAUACUGCAGGUUGAGGAGAGAAAGGAGGCUGCAUACGAGAAGGACUUACUGCAAAUGGUGCUUGGUGCUAAAAACAGUGAGCUCAGUCAAGAAGCGACUGAUCGGUUCGUAGUUGAUAACUGCAAGAACAUAUACUUGGCUGGAUAUGAGACUACCGCCGUUUCGGCCACUUGGUGCCUCAUGCUUUUGGCUGCCAAUCAAGAAUGGCAGGAUCGUGUGAGGACAGAGGUUCUAGAAGUUUGUGGAGGAGGUCGUAUUCCAGAUGCUGACAUGCUUCGCAAGAUGAAACAGCUAACUAUGGUAAUUCACGAAUCAUUGCGACUAUAUCCACCAGUAGCUGUGGUGUCAAGGGAAGCCUUCAAGGAUAUGAAAUUUGGGGACAUUCUUGUUCCGGAGGGUGUGAACAUUUGGACCAUGGUGUUGACAUUGCACACUGACCCUGAAAUUUGGGGUCCUGAGUCCUACAAAUUCAACCCGGAGAGAUUUGCAAACGGGAUAACAGGUGCUUGUAAGCUUCCCCAAAUGUACAUGCCAUUUGGGGUUGGCCCUCGGGUCUGCCUUGGACAGAACUUGGCCAUGGUUGAACUGAAAGUACUAAUGUCUCUUCUUCUGUCCAACUUCUCAUUCUCCCUUUCUCCCAAGUACAACCAUUCUCCUGCCCUUAGGUUGGUAAUAGAGCCAGAAAAUGGAGUUGAUCUGUUGGUGAAGAAGUUGUGAGCUUUUCUUUUAGACUUGUUCAACAUGAAGGCAACGCAACAUUAUGAAACAAAAUAAGAGAACAGAUGGUUUUGAUUUUUUCAGGUAAAGUUCUGUCUAGCAGAAUAGCCUUUGGGGACUGUUAUAGGGGAAGCUGCGUGCUCCCUGCAAGCCUACAUCUUCCAUAUUUCUUGUUCCCAUUUUUUUUUUCUCUUGUAGUUGGUGUAUAUGACUAAGGAGAUGAAUUAUGAAUAAGAUUUAUUUGUUGCUUUUUAUUACUUGGAA